Messenger RNA from Notolabrus celidotus (New Zealand spotty), 2084 nucleotides. It is a transcript of the gene sh3bgr, whose product is annotated as SH3 domain binding glutamate-rich protein. The record is from RefSeq and is a predicted model, not a curated record. Gene Ontology annotation, cellular component: cytoplasm. The transcript has 12 exons. Lineage: Eukaryota; Metazoa; Chordata; Actinopteri; Labriformes; Labridae. The coding region runs from base 610 to 1491 and encodes 293 amino acids.
UUAAGGUUUCCCACGCAGUCAGAGGGGAAAAAAUGUACAAAACUCUCAAAACAUUCGAACCGUGGGCCCAUGUGUGUUUAAAUGGUUACUCCAUUUUCUUUUUCAGCGUGUGCUUUCUAAUAAUAACCAGUUUUACGAACAUGGGGCAGGAGGACAUAGGCUACUGAAACUUGAAUGUAGACUACAGUCCAAGCUUCACAACAACUUCAACUGAAUUAAGUCAACAAGUUGCUGCUAAGGGGGGUUCUGGGUGUUUGAGUUAUAGUAGGCCUACUGGUCAGCGCUAUUUCUGUCCAUAUAUGCACUCAGCUAAGACCUACAAGCUUAUUCACUGUCCUCUGCCUGGAUGGACAGCUGAAGUUGCCAAUCACUCUAUUAGCUGCACCCAUAGGGACCAACCCGCCAAUCCCGCAUUGAUGGGACCUGGACAAAAAUAACCCGUGUGUGUGUGUGUGUGUGUGUGUGUGUGUGUGUAUGUGUGUGUGUGUGUGUGUGUGUGUGUGCGAUCUCAGUGCCAUGUCUUCGUCCUGAGUACGCACUAAUAAUAGGAGUCCCCCUGCUCCUUUAAGAGCCUACUUGUUGCAUAGUCCUCAAAUAUAAAGAAACAUAAUGGUGAUUAAAGUAUUCCUCGCCUCGUCAUCAGGAUCCACUGCGAUCAAAAAGAAACAGCAAGAUGUGGUGGGCUUUUUGGAGGCUCUUAAAGUGGACUACACUCAGUUGGACAUCGCCUGCAAUGAGGAGAACCGCAUGUGGAUGAGGCAGAAUGUCCCAGAGGAGAAGAAGCCCAACACUGGCAUCCCCCUGCCCCCUCAGAUCUUCAAUGACGAGGGCUACUGUGGGGACUAUGAGACAUUCUUUGAUGCAAAGGAGGACAACUCAAUCCAUGCCUUCCUGGGGCUGCCCCCUCCUCCAGGGUCAAAGGAAGCAGAAAAGGCAGAGAAUGCGGAUAUUGUGAAGAAUGGGACCCACGCUGAGAAUACAAAUGCAGAUGGCGACCUUGAUGACUUAAUAGAGGUUCCAGUAGAGGAGCGUAAUGGAGAUGCACACACAGAGGAGGAGCUGCUAGAUGCAGGUGAUGAGGAGGAGGAAGAAGCUGAGGUUUGCGAGGAGGAAGAAGUAACAGAGGGGGAGGCCGCAGAUGACGAAGAAACAGCUGGGGAGGAGCUCCCUGCAGAGGAGGAGGAGGAGGAGGCAGUAGAAGAAACAGAUGAGGUCACAGAAAACAUACAGGCUCAAGCAGAGGAGGAAGAAGGACAGGAGGAAGCUGAUGAAGACAGGGAGGAAGAGGAUUUGCAGUCAGAGCCUGCUGACCAGCUAUCUGUUAUUCCUUGUAGGAGGAAGAAGAGCUACGACAGCUUGAGGAGGAAGAAGAGGCUGAAGUUCAAGAGGAGGAAGAGGCUGAGUAGAGGCAGACGACAUGGUCACAUUGACUUACUUCUGUCCAGCCUGAAGGAGCCUUCAGUUUGUCUCUCCCUGACCCCUGAAGCUUGACCUCCCUCUGUCCCGUCAGACAACCCCCCUACCCUCCCCAAAAGCCACACUGGACUUCACUGGAAACUGUUGAUUGUGUGCUGAAAAUACUGAAAGUCCUAACCUACAACUGCCCUCAUCCCAUCCCUCUCUUUUUGACUGAAAUGUUGACUUAAUUUUUAUAUUUGCCUGUAGAGACAUGCUGUUAUAAAAAUGUGCAGUUGUUUUGUAAAACUCAAACAUAUUUCUCAUGUUUAUGUUUCUCACUUUAAGAAAUUACAAAAAAACCUUUGGCUCGCCAGCUCUACUUCAGGAGGUUCACAUCUCAAUGUUUCAUAUUGAACUCUGUCGUAAAGACUCUUGUAUUGUGUAUUUUUUUUUAAACUUUAACCACCAACUUUUACCAACUAAAUGUAGAAAUGGAAACCAAGACUUUUAAUGGCCACAUGGCUUGAAAUAUGUACAUUAUCUAAGCCUGCAGACAUACUGCACCUCUAUGAAUGCUUCUGCUAAUACUACUGUCUAAUCAAUGCACUAUUUAAUAAGGAAGGAAACAUGUGUCCGAGGAUUGGAUGCUAGAAAGAUGCAAUAAAGUAGACUGAUCUAAAAACUCA